Molecule: messenger RNA, 5677 nt
Organism: Megalopta genalis
Lineage: Eukaryota; Metazoa; Arthropoda; Insecta; Hymenoptera; Halictidae
Gene: Drgx
Product: Dorsal root ganglia homeobox
Biological process (GO): regulation of transcription by RNA polymerase II
Molecular function (GO): DNA-binding transcription factor activity, RNA polymerase II-specific; RNA polymerase II transcription regulatory region sequence-specific DNA binding
Source: RefSeq, a predicted model, not a curated record
CAGCAACAACAACAGCAACAGACGAGUCAGCCUCAGGUGCCUGGAGUCGGUGGUGGUGGGGGGCCGGGGGGCGGCACGGUGGCCAGGGCUGGCGGAAUGUUCUGCUACCACUGCCCCCCAGGUCUUCCAACGCCGCGAUUACCACCAACCCUUGAGUACCCCUUCACCGCCACUCACCCCUUGUUUUGCGCGGAGACUUCUCUGGAUAUCGGUGUUCAAAAAGGGGGAAGGCAUUUCAAACACCUGUUAUAUGCAAAAGAUACAAGUUAUUCCCCGUACCAUCCGGCGUUGCACGGUGUCGGCGAGGAUUCCUUCGUGAGACGAAAGCAGAGGAGAAACCGAACCACCUUCAGCCAACAACAACUCGACGAACUGGAGUCGGCGUUUGCGCAGACACACUAUCCAGAUGUCUUCACCAGGGAAGAGCUGGCGAUGAAGAUUCACCUCACGGAGGCCAGAGUUCAGGUGUGGUUUCAGAAUCGCAGGGCGAAGUGGCGAAAAUAUGAACGCUUGAAAGAAGAGCAGAGGAAGAGAGAGGGUGGGGGUGGAGGUGGCGCACUGGAAACACCAGGAUUAGCACCACCGUCGUCUUCGUCGGCAGGACCAAGUCCCACCGGCCAUGAUCCUGAAGGUACAACGAACAGCAACGCCCCCGACGCGGAGGACGCCGGACCAGAUGGAGCUGGAGGAUCGAGAAGCCCCAGCACGACUUCCGCCUCGGUCAGUCCGCGGCCCCAGCAGAGUCAGCCGUCCCUGGGUGGCGUCUCGACGCCACCGCCAACCCCCAUAAGGGCGCCACCGCCACCACCUAGCACCGUGGGGGGUCUCGGCCCACCCGCCGAGAGUGCUCCCGGGUUAGCAGCAGGUUUCAGGCCAGUGGAGCCGCCAACGUCUCUGUUCUUCUCGCCGCACCUGGCGGCCCAGUUCUCCCCGCCGUUGUUUGGCAACAAAGUGGUCAGCAGCGCGCCGAGCUCCUUGACCUCGACUACUCCUUCGCUGUGGACCUCGAGCGACCAUCGACCGGGCAGUCUGCAGGACAUGUUGUCCUGGUCGUCGGCAGCUUGGCCAGGCUCUGUUUGCGGGUGCUGCAAGCCAGGCACCGGUGACCUCCAUAGGAGCAGCAGCUUAGCAGAGCUAAGAAGAAAGGCUCAGGAACAUUCAACAGCGUCGGCACUCCUCGGCGGGCUAGCCGGUUUCCCCGGGGGGCUGCCAUUGCCCUUGCCUCUACCAUUGCUGCCACCGUUGCUGGGACUCUCCAGGAGGCCGGAACACCAUCACCAUCAUCUGUCCAGUAUGGUGCACCAGAUACAACCGACCACGAAAGAGGAUCCCUAGGAGCAUCCUCUGAUCGGCACUCGCCUGACAGCUAAUUGAACGUUUGGCCUCGACGAACCUUGGCUCUGGGCACGUAUAAGUUUAUGGACACUGACUCUGUUUGCUUUUACCCAUACCCGGUUAAGGAUUACAGUAUUUUCGACACGGUUAGGACUCGAUCGUCCAAAUCCUGGCAUGAGAAUCGAGACACGGUGUUCGUUCGUUCACGGCUGUUUCAUAUAGAAACCACGAUUUGUGUCCUAGUUUGGUGCUACGCGACGGAACAAUUGUUGGUCCCGGCGAUGAUAAUUGAUAAUAUUAGGUUGGCCGGGGUAAGUUCGUGCAGUUUUGAUCCGCACGUCUGCGAUUACCGGGCCAAUUUGACCCAGUGUGGUUGUAAUCGUCAUCUAUUUAUUCAGUCUACGGAAAUUGGAGAAAAACGAAUUGCUGUUGCAUUACGUACAGUCGAAUGAGUAAUAGAACUGCAAGAAGAAUCUUCAAAAAUAUGUUUCGGAAAGUUAAUGAACAAAGCUGAGAAUUAUUAGAAUAAUCGACAAUCGUAUUGACCGUCGUCUGAGGGUUAACAACCUUUUUUCGUAUAAAAAAUUGUCUUCAUUCAAUUAUAUACUGGUCGUUGUUAUAUAUGAUCUUUUCUCAUUUUUUACAUAAUUUCAUCCCCCCCGAACAAUAAUACGAUUAUCGAGAAAUUGUUAAUUUAAGAAAUAUAAUGAAGAUAUUCCGGAUAUGAGUUAAUUUGAUUUUUCUACGGAAUGAAUAUGACAAGAUAUUUCAAUAUUGCGUGGAUAUACUUCGGAUACUUCUUUCAUGAAUCUUCGAAAUUUUUCAGAAUACAAUCGCAGUUUAUUUCAAUUAUUCUUCUAAGUCAAUGAAAUAAUUACAGAUAAUCGUGUUCAGCCAUUGACGAAUUGCAUAUGCUAAUCGUGAAAGUCGUCUAACCGUCUUAAAAAUACUGUGUUCUCUAAAUAUUUGUUAACCGAAAUCGUCUGCAUUUACCAGCACACAAAGCGCCAUAGAACGUUUUCUUAUUUUCAUUGUUUAAACAUUACACGUUUAUUCACUUUGAUGCCAAAUAUUAGUCUUGUAGGAAAAUCGAACUACCGAACAAAAAUGCGAGGAACGAAAUAGUGUGUUUGAACUGAGCUUUUUCAACGACUCGAUCAAAGCACGAUGGAAAUCAAAAUUUUUCUAUGCAGGUGCUACUGUGCAAUUUCUUUAAAUUUACACUAGCUGAAUUUCUUUUAGACACGUGAAGAACUGUCUAUAUUGAUUUUCGUUCCAAAAUCUUAUUUUUCUAUUACACCAUCUCUUCAAUCAAAUUGUUCAAAUGUUUCUGCUGAAUAACAAAUUGUUUGCGCGCAAACGUCAGCGUCAAAAUUUUGAGAUCAUUGUGCCAAUCUCUUAGUAAUGAGUACAAUUUUUGAUUCUCUAUACCCAAAAGUAUUUUCAAUUUUUAUUUAAAUAAAGCAUAACAUGAUGCAUUAGAAAUCACGACUAGAUUCUGCAAAGAUACGCGAAACUCAGCAAUCUGUUACGAUAGACAGGGUGUCCCAGAAUAGUACGACUUGAAAAGAGGCAAUUCUUGAGGUGAUUUGAAGUAAAUAUUUCCGCAGCGAAAAUGUUGGUUGUGCCUUUGUUAACGAGCUAUUAACGAAAAUCACAGAUCAAUGAGAGAGCGAGUAAAGCUUUCGAAUUCUGACGUGGAGGCGCUACUAUUAUCCCAUAUUCUGAUAUUAACCCAUUGUAUGCGGGUCACGUAUAGUCCUCACGCGACAAAAAGGUACCUUUGUGUUUACAUUCCUCCACUGCCGCAGCUAUCGGUUGCUAUUGGCCGAGAACAAUGACGAAGAUCGCCGUCGGCGAAUAGCGACCGAUAGCUGCGGUAGCAGGGCAGCUAUUAAGAGGGGGAAUGUAAACACAAAGAUGCACUCUUGUCGCGCGAGGACUAUAGAUAUUAUAUAAUGUGUGUGAUAAGUGUUCCGUUUUCAUUUUUAAACCACGAAGAUUAAUAUAACAUUUUCGUAGAUGGAAAAAAAUUAUUUAAAUUUUAAUCAUCUUACACGGUCAUCGAGUGACUAAUUAUUGCCAAUAAAGAAUUUUCUCAAUUGCAUAAACCAGAACUUCAUGAAAUAAUGACUUCUGAUGGCAAGACAUUGAAGGAAUACUUCACGAUGAAGAGUUAAAUAAUAAAUAUUAAUAAUUGGAACACGACUUUUUAAAACUGUUGCAGUCAAAUUGUCAACAAUUACCUACGUACAAGGUGUCAAUACUGACUUUUAGCUAUUUAUAUCAAUAUAAAUAUUUAACUUCUGAGAAAUUCAUUAUUAUUGUAAUAUGUUGAACAAAUUAUUCAGUUUGUUCUGAUUGCUAAGAUUUUUAUAAAUAAUAUGAAAUAUGUAAAUAAAUAUUUUCUAUGAUCUAGUUUUGCUUAUUUUAAUUACAUGAUUUUGAUAUAGUGAGAAUUUUUGGAGUUGAUAUUCGGCUCUUAACGUUUCGAUAACUCGUUAAAAAUGCCUCGGAGAACAUUUUCGCUAAAGAAAAAGUUACUUCAAAUCAUCUCAAGAAUCAUUCUUAUCCUAUAUGCAUUUUGAAGCAUCUUAUUGAAACAUAUGUUGCAACAAAAAUAACUAUUCGAUAUCCAGUGUUUAAAAGUCCCACUUCAACGUCCAUGAAACAGCAUUCGAAUAUUUGUGAAUAUUGCCCCUCAAAUUACGUGAAGGAAAGAAUAAUCGGGUUUCAAUAUUAAACAGGUAUUAAUUGCUUUCCAUUUAUACGAAAUGAUGAAAUUGCAGGUGAAACAAUAAUUCAAAUUAACCCCUUGCAGUCGAAUGGUAACUCCAAGGCACCACUAAGGAUUGUCACAUUAAAUUUCAAAAUAAUAUUAAUAUUAUCCAAUUUGUUUAUGUUUAAAAAACUUACAUUUAAAAAACUUGAAUAAUAUUGUUGCAUAAGUCACCAAAUUUCACACGUAUAAAAUGCACUUGGUUAUGUAAAAUGAAAAUACUCUAGGUUAGAAAAACUAUUUUGGAUUUCGAAUUAAAAUGACUCCGACUAUAAAGGGUUAAAAAAGUACCAUGUGCAAAAUUCAGUAUAGUUUGCAAGUAAUCGAUAGACUGCGAAUUAUUAUGCACUCGCAUCUACCAACAAUUUUGAGAAACAGAUAAAUUAAUAUCAACUCUUUUUUUCUGCCGCCUUCAAUCAAAGCAUAAAAAUUCGCAAUCUCGUUGUCGAUAUUAUUUUUCUACCUAAUUCGACAUAUUGAUUUUUGAAGACGUUUCACAAAUAAAUGGAAAGCCAGAUUUCUGAGUUUCGUCUGAAUUUGAUGAAUUAUUCAAUUUUCCAUUUCUUGCAAUUUGUGGUUAAAACUGACUUCGAACACGGUCGACAAUAAUAGUUUGAUAGUACUUACUCUAUCAUUGAAACGUUCUCUUACCAUAGAGUUUAGUAUAUUUUAUGUUGAAUUGCAUAUAACUUUUAUUCCUGUUUCGGAAACUUUCCACGCAUUCUUUGUUAAAAUUGACUAAUUUUAAUUAAUUUCUAAGUUGACGCAAAGUAGCUCGUACAACUUCCUCGCGAAAACGAAAAUUGUUUGCUACAGCUAGGAAUGAUUUAUAACUAGACUGCAGAUUUUACGCAUUUACACUAUUUAAAAAUUAUUCUGCACCGAUUCAAUAAAAUGAGCCAAAAGUUUCAAUGAAAUAUUCCUCUUCUUUGGAAUACAAUAGAAAGACAGCGGAUCUUCAUGCAAAUCCUCAUCUUUUUACUUCAUUUUACAAAAAUCAGAAUUACAGAAAAGUCUCCUUGUCAACCAAAAUUAUUGUAAAAUAAAAAAAAAUACAAUUCAAAUAUACAAUUAAAAAGGAAUUUUGUUAAUUUCUACGUUUUCUAACAUUUUCAAAAUUUGCACACAUCGUGAAUGCAUAAAGAUCCGCGCAGUCCAGCGAUGAGCGAAAUUUUACCUCCGCUCGAACUCGAAAAAUCGAAUUCUUAAAAAGACCGUAACUGCAUAAAUAUCCGCAGUCUAUUUAUAACUCAACGCAAUGGUUUCAUUGGAGCUUGUGUCCCCGUUCAACUAACAUUCACAUUCAUUUUCGUGCAAGGAUAUAGUAUUUCGACUUCAAUUCGAAGGCAGAAAAAUUCAAUACGCCGUUCUGCAAUGAGACCAGUUGAGCGCAGAGGAUAAUUUAUAUUGUAAUAGAAUAAUUUAUAUUAUCACCCUUAAAUCGAGUCUACCACAAUUUUCUUGAAUUAUAUGAUUACUCUAUCAUAUUAUUCAAAUAAUACGGAUAUCCGUAUUAUCCAAGUAACACGGACGUCCGCUUGAACUCCGCGCGACGCGAGCACG